AGCAAGAUGGCAGCGCGCAAAGCGAAACGUGUGAGUUCGAGCUUUGCCAAGCAAAGUGAUGCCGAGCGCCACGAUUUGGAUAGCAAACUCGCAGCAGUACUGGGAAGUAGAACCAAUGCCAACGCGGUGUUUGAUAUUCUGGAACAUCUGGAGUCCAAAAAGGAAGAAGUCGUGCAAGCUGCUAUUCGAACAACUUCUAAACUAUUUGAAGUUUUUUUGGAAAAAAGGGAACUUUACAUAGGAGAUUUACCUGCAGAGGAUGACAGCCUUCCAGACACAUGCAGUGCAGAAGACAAGUACAAAAUGUGGAUGAGACAUCGCUAUAAUAGCUGUGUGACCUGCUUGCUGAAUCUUUUGCAACACAGCUCUUUUUCUGUCCAGGAGCUUGCCCUGUGCACACUGAUGAAGUUCAUCCAGCUGGAAGGAAAAUUCCCUUUAGAAAAUUCAGAAUGGAAAGAAAGCUACCGGUUUCCUAUAGAACUGUUAAAGUUUGUUAUAGAUAAUUUGCUGCAGGAGGAAACAGACUCUACCCUGUUGAUCACACGUUUCCAAGAAUACUUGGAAUAUGACGAUGUCCGCUACUAUACAAUGACUGCGACUAAUGACUGCAUUGCACGAGUACAGCAAAAGACCAAACAGGUCUUACCACCAGUUUUCCAAACCAAUGUGUUUUGCUUACUUUCCUCAAUUAACAUGCCAGUUGAGCAGAGUUCUUUGGAAAAUUUCCUAGUAACCAAAAAUGCAAAUCAUGAAGACUGGAAACCGACAAAAUUAAAGGAGCAUAAAAGAGUAUUUGAAAGGGUCUGGAUGAGCUUCCUGAAGCACCAACUUUCAGUCAGUCUGUACAAGAAGGUGCUUUUGAUCUUGCAUGAAAGUAUCUUGCCACAUAUGAGCAAACCAACCCUAAUGAUAGACUUCCUAACUGCUGCAUAUGAUGUUGGUGGAGCCAUCAGCCUACUAGCCCUAAAUGGGCUAUUUAUUUUGAUUCAUCAGCAUAAUCUAGAAUACCCAGAUUUUUACAAGAAGCUUUACUCUCUCUUGGAGCCCUCUAUUUUCCAUGUAAAAUAUCGUGCUCGUUUCUUCCACCUGGCCAACCUGUUCUUGUCGUCCACGUAAGUCCAAAGACUUAAACUUUUCCAUGGAUUAAGCCUUACUGUAAGGUUCCCCUGCUUAAUUUGUAUUCUUAUCACAUCUCCAAGGCAUUUACCAAUUUACCUUGUUGCUGCAUUUGCAAAGCGUCUGGCCCGGCUCACCCUGACAGCCCCUCCUCAGGUGCUUCUGAUGAUUAUCCCAUUUAUCUGUAACCUGAUCCGCAGGCACCCAGCUUGUCGUGCUCUUAUUCAUCGCCCCAACACUGGAGAUCUGGCAACUGAUCCUUAUAUCAUGGAAGAGCAAGAUCCAGCCAAGAGCCAAGCAUUGGAAAGCUCUCUGUGGGAGCUGGAGGUUCUACAGCAGCACUAUCAUGGUGAUGUUGUGAGAGCUGCCAAUGUGAUCAGCAGGGCACUCUCUGCACAAGAAAGUGAUAUAUCUGGGCUGUUAGAGAUUUCUUCCUCUGAGCUCUUUGACAAGGAGAUGAAGAAGAAGUUCAAGUCUGUUCCUUUAGAAUACGAACCAGUCCGUGGCCUACUUGGAUUAAAAUCUGAUAUUACUGCUGAACAUUUUGCAUUCUGAAUUUGAUUAGUACAUAAUAAAGAUUGACAAAAUGG
Xenopus tropicalis (tropical clawed frog) is the source of this 1706-nucleotide messenger RNA. It is a transcript of the gene noc4l, whose product is annotated as nucleolar complex associated 4 homolog. Gene Ontology annotation, cellular component: nuclear membrane. Gene Ontology annotation, biological process: ribosome biogenesis. The record is from RefSeq and is marked validated. NCBI's taxonomy places the organism in Eukaryota, Metazoa, Chordata, Amphibia, Anura, Pipidae.